Messenger RNA from Homarus americanus (American lobster), 1859 nucleotides. RefSeq names its product proteoglycan 4-like. The record is from RefSeq and is a predicted model, not a curated record. NCBI's taxonomy places the organism in Eukaryota, Metazoa, Arthropoda, Malacostraca, Decapoda, Nephropidae. The transcript has 4 exons. The annotation marks the transcript as partial.
CGCGUACCACACUGCUACAACAACGCCACAGCGUCACACUGCCAACAACAACCAGCACCCGCACUCACACGUUCACCAGCAACACCAACGCACACAUCGCACACUCCACACCACUACCAACAAAGAACACCCAGGCCUCCACACCACUACCAGCAACAACAUCCCAGCGCCUCCACACCACUACCAGCAGCAACCAACGCAGGCACUUCCAUCACGCCAACGCCACAGCAACAACGCCCAGGCCAUCACAUCACUGCCAGCAACAGCAAAGACCCACACAGCGCAUCACCACUAUCAGCAACAACCAACGCCCACAGCUGCUCCACGCCGCUGCCCACAGCAACAAGCACCCACAGCGCUCCCCACACCACUACCAGCAACAUCAGCACCCACCAGCCAUCCACACCACUACCAGCAACAAUAGCACCCCACAACGCAUCACUGCCACGCAACAACAACAACAACCGCCCACAGCACCCCACUCACCACUGCCAGCAACAGCAACGCCUGACGCCCCACACCACUACCAGCAGCAAGCAACACCCACAGCGCACUCCCGCACCGCUCACACCACUGCCAGCAACACCCACAGGCGCAUCCCCGCCAAUGCCAGCAAGCACCAAACGCCCACGCGCACUUCCACACCACCAAACGCCAACCAGCACCCACAGCUCAUCACCGCUUCCCCAACAACCACGCCUGACGCUACCCGCAAACUGAACCAGCGCCACAGCUUAUCCACCACUACCAGCAACCAGCAUCACCAGCGCAUCACCCACUGCCAACAGCAACCAACGCCCACGCAGCGCCUCCACCGCUGCCCACAACAACAGCGCCCACAGCGCACUCCACACCACUGCCAGCAACAAAACAGCACCCACAGCGCAUCACAUCGCCAGCAAGACCAGCAGGCGCACUCCACCACUGCCAGCAACAACAGCGCCCCGGCACUCACCUGCCAACACAACAACAACACCCUGGCACCUCCACACCGCCAACAGCAACAACCACAGCCUUCCACACCACUACCAACAGCCAGCACACCCGCAGCUCCACACCAGUGCCAGCAGCAGCAGCACCCACAGCGCACUCACACUCCUAACAACAACAAUACCCCGGCGCAGCCCACAAAUCUCCAGCAACAGCAACGCCCACGGGCGCCACGCCACUGCCAGCAACAACAACGCCCACACCAGACCCUCACCACUACCAGCAACAACAGCGCACAGAGACCUCACACCACUACCAGCAACAACAACACCCACAAGAACCUCACACCACUGCACCAGCAACAACCAGCGCCCACCAUUACGCUCACACUACCAGCAACAACGCCCACAGCACCUUCCAACAUCUGCCACAACGCCCAGGCAUACCGCUCACGCCUGCAGCAACAACACCCACAGCACACCACAUCACUGCCAGCAACAGCAAAACCCACGGCGCAUCACGCCUGCAGCAAGCAACAGCGCCUGCCCAUCACCGCACCAGCAACAGCAAGCACCACAGACGCAUCACCACUGCCAGCAACCAACCAACACCCACGGCGCAUCACCACUACCAGCAGCAAACAACGCCCACAGGCCUCACCACUACCAGCAGCAAUGCGCCCCGGCCUUAUCACCACUGCCAGCAAGCAGCCAGCACCCACAGCGCAUCACACUCUACCAGCAAACAACACCGCCUCCGCAAAACUGCCCAGACAACAGCCGCCCACGGCCUUAUCACACCGCCGCAACAGCACCCACAGCCAUCCACCCGCCGCCGGCAACAACAGCACCCACGGCCUAUCGCACCACUGCCAGCAACCAGCACCCACAGCGCACCUGCACUACCAGCAACCAGCAACAACGCCCUGA